Molecule: messenger RNA, 1131 nt
Organism: Fusarium sp. VM40
Lineage: Eukaryota; Fungi; Ascomycota; Sordariomycetes; Hypocreales; Nectriaceae
Source: the annotation of a GenBank genome assembly
AUGGCCACCGGAAGGCCCAGGCAGUUGAAACUGACUGUUAUCGAAAAUACCCUGAAGCAGGCUGCAAAUCGUUCACGUUCACCCACAAGGCUCAGUCCUAUUUCCAAGGACCGAUUAAGACGGCGAAGCAGUUCUUCUGCUGGUUCUCGUGGUGUUGAAUCAUUCAGACGAAAUGUCAAUAAUGGCAGACGCUUGGAUUCUUUGGGACUUCAAUGUCAGCCCAUACAACCCGAUACUUCGCAAGCAUUUCCGUCUCUCAGUCCUCAGCAAGACUCUUUACCAUUCCCUCAAUUUCCCUUUGACGAUUCAGCCAUCCUCACAGAUGAUGAGGCUGCAAGUCAAGGGCAAUCUCCCAUUUCACCACUGUCUGGGCCUAGUUGGCAGUUCCCAGCACAGCCUCUUAGCACACCUCUAAGAAGUCAGUCAGCACGAGUCAAAGAUGGUCAAAUAAUUCGCAUUACUCUCAAGACUAAGACCACGGAGGUACCAUGUAUCGCCAAAUGCUACCUCAACCGUCCGUCCAGUGUCGUCGAUGACAACUUUGCUCGUAACUGGGGUGUCCAAAUACGACCCGUGCCUAAGGAGAGAUGGAAAGACGCUAAGCACUGGUGUGUGCUGGACGUUAUUGACGCGGAAAUGAUUGGGAAGACUCAACAGCAACUGAAGAUCCGACUUGGGAAGCUUUCCGAUCAGCGAAUCAGUGUUGAGUUGGGCAUUGAUGCGUUGAAGGCUCUUGGUUUGGCCGAUGGUCCUGAAGCAGUAACUCGUUCUGCGCCCCCCAGCCAAUAUCCAUCGUGGAACGGCUUCAGCCCUUCUUAUAUGCAGCAACCUCAGGAUAUCUUGACGCCUUACGUGCUGGCCCCCCCAGCGCCACAGCAGUUCACAACUGGUCGCAAUCGCGCAUUGACAGUUCCAUCGACCGUCCCUUCUGCUAUCCCCCAAAUCAGGAUCGAUACUUCGUUUGAUACUUCACUACAGCUCCCUAUGUCUAUGUAUGAUUCAGGAUCAGGUGAAGAAUCGAGCUCGCCGUGGGAUGCUCUAUCAUAUCAAGACGACGAUAAGAGUGUUUGGAGUCCAGCUGUUUCCGAGUGUGGUGGUUUUUCGUCGUCUUAUGAUACCUGUAUGAAAUAA